This is a messenger RNA of Diaporthe batatas, 4798 nucleotides long. RefSeq lists its product as uncharacterized. The coding region runs from base 2730 to 4019 and encodes 429 amino acids. Lineage: Eukaryota; Fungi; Ascomycota; Sordariomycetes; Diaporthales; Diaporthaceae. The transcript has 2 exons. The record is from RefSeq and is a predicted model, not a curated record.
AGUGCCUUGUGACUUCUAGUGCGGAUUGGACUGAGCCUGGCCCUGCUUGCUGUAGCACCGCAUGAGGGCGAUUGAUCAAUGCAUUGGAAACGGUCUUGGCCGAAGCUUAGCUGCUGUCGCUAUAGGUGAACAAGGCAUUGAUAUUGUAUCGACGGCCCUCGAUGGUGGUCACGGCAAGUCUCAAACAUCGUAUGAAAUUCAUAUGCCAGGGCCACACUUGUCAUCUUGCUGGCCAGAAACGUAUUAUCUCCCUCCCUACCUAUCUAUGGGGAAGGCCAUUGAUACAGCCUCGACCACUUGGGCCGAGUUUUCCGAUCACGACAGCAACGGCAAUCCACAACAGAUUGCCUACUCCCCCACGGACGGUAUCAAUCCGGCAUUUUGGGAGGGCACCGGCCUUGUUACACGGUAGACGAGCCAGCAUACCGGCUCCUCUGACGUCUUCCAAGAGGUGGGGACGGAUAAACAAAAAGAGGGCCUCUUGGUUGAUCACCCAGUUCACCCAGUUCACCCAAGCGACUGCACAAGGAACCUGCGACGACGAUAUUGGUCCCCGAACACAAAUAGUAACAGAGGAAGAACCCAAUUGAUUGGCGAGCUUAAAGAAGGACGCACUGAGCUUCGCCUCCAGCUUCGGUGUUUUUUUGCAUCCGGCGCCUCUUAGUGUCAGCUCGACGGUCGAGCCGGCAGCCUCACUUACUGUGUCUUGUUUAGCAGGACAUCAGCACGGGCGGACUACGGCCAUACCAGAACACGAAAACGACCGCCCCCAAGAGAAGAAAAAAACGAGGUUCAGCACGACACCUGAUGCGGUCGGUACUCGAGCAGCCAAAGAACGCAACAGAACUGUGAGGAGGAGCAGGAUCGUCAAGAGCGCAACGCCCAGGCCGCAUCGAGGAGAUGUUCAGCUCCACCUUGCGAAAUUGAGGAACACACAUGAAUCAGCAAUCCGACCCUCAGCAAUCUGGCUGUCUGGGCGUCUUUUCCCCCUCCCGGCCCUGGCCUCCAUCACAGGGCUAGUGUUGUAUUUUCCCUCUCGACCCUGAGCUUCGUCAUUGCGAGGCACGCGGGAAGGAAGUCAAUCGCCGUCGACAACAACGACACCGAGGCGAUCGACACUGCGUCGCAGACACGAGGAGGGGCAAGUGUGCCGUCCGUGUGUUUUUUGGCCGCCGUCACAGCCGAUCCGAAGAAAGACGGCACAAGGAGAUCGAGACAGCCUUGACAGCCUCGGGCCAGCUGACUGUACUCUGGCAACCUGGCAGCUGCCAGCCAGCCUGGCUCUGUGACCUCACAGUGAGACGGAGCUACUCCGUACGGCAAGUACUUCAUAGUACUCUGGUACUGUAAGAAGGGGGGCCCUGUGGGGAUCCCGCCACUGCCGCCACUCAGAGCUGCUCGCUAGCACUCCCGCUGUCCCGAUACGACACACGCUAAAGCACUCUUGCUCUCCUGGCCUCCUCGAGUCCCCCGGAGCCAAAGCGGGACCGGCUGCGCCCACCAGCCUGACCAGCUGCUACCAGCUAGCUGCAUCGCCAUCCCCUGCCCUGUCCUGCCCUGCCACGCUCGUCUGGGCCUGACCUCAUCUUGGCUCCGCCGGUCCAACUUCCCAGACGUUCCAAAACGUUGCAGAGGUUGCCAGAGAAGAGUACCCAAGCCACUUUCCACUCUCGUCAAAACCGACCUGGCUGACCGUCAACUCUCUCCCGUCUAUCACCUCGGACAAACUUGGGAGAUUUGGACGAUUUGUCACCCGAGAUCCCGCAUUCUGGUAGUCGACGGGCUGCCCAGAAAAGAAAGGGAAAGAAAAGAGACACACACACAGAGAGAGAGAGAGAGAGGGGGGGGAAGACGGAGAGGAGACACGGGUGUGAACAAGCAACACCCUUCUCCCGACCCCAACAGCCCGAUCAGGAGGAUCCUGCCCUGCAGUCCAGUCCAGACCAGACCAAAAAGGACUCGCCUGCAAAUUGGAGAAGCUGAGAAGUUGCAGCAUUGGAUUGAUUGCCACUGCAGAAAGGAAGGAACGGGACACCACUCAGCACCACUCAGCACACCACACCACCAAGCCACCAAAAAGCACCCCAAGCCAGUCAAGGCCGCCGACCUGCUUUAGCCGGACAACGGGACGCUUCUAAAUAAGCCCAUCAAUUCCUCGUGUUCCCCCGGUUCUGGAAGUCCUUUCCAUUCCUCUCCCCUCGCCUGCGACCCCGGCUACACAUUUCUACUGCUUUCGGUUGAGAGUGUCGCGUCAACUCUGGGCCCUCUUUCGAUCAGGAGCAUUCCAGCCCGAGACGCCGCGUCCCGCGACCCCCGAGUCAACAGGACAGGCACAAGCUCGGGACCGCCAAUCUCCGCCCUGCAGGCCAUCUCCUUGGGGUUCUGGGGUUGGGGCGUCUAUCUCGUCUCCUCAGCCGCCCAGCCCAAAUCGACUGGCUCUCCGACCAUCCUGCCUGGCCGGCCAUUGUUUGACGCCCAUCUCUCUCGUCCCGCCACAUCCAGCAGUUUCUUUUCCUGCGGCGUCAAUCCGCCCCCCUUCUGCUGCACAUCCACCACGGCGAGACGCACUGCAAACUAUCGCACGUCCACCACGAGUCCCCAGCUUCCUCCGGCUCCACGUCUCACCUGGGACCUGCAUCAGUCCCAUCGACUCGCUGCAGUCGACCCUUUGACAAACCCAGUCACUCAGGCCUGCGUCAACCUGGUUGACGCACAAGCCCUUGUUAAUCAUGUCGGCGAGCAAUACCAAUGCCACCUCCCUAAGUACGGGUGAUACUGCUGCGACAGUUUCCUCGGCUCCUACUGCGUCGGCGGCGUCGGAGACGUCCGCGACGCCGACCAGCGCGCCGCCGGAAGAUACACUGACAAGUACUUCUGCUGACACUCCACCCACCUCCAUAGCUCCGGAGACCACCGCCAGCACUGUGGAGAGCGCACCACCAACAACAGCUUCGCAGCCGCCACCUACUACUCUCACUUCAGAAACAACAACCCCAGAGCCGACAACAACACCCCCGACGACAACCCCAGAGCCUACGACUUUGACAUCUGUUGAGACCACUCCGACCACGUCUUCGUCGCUUGAGACUACUUCAUCGACUUCGCCAUCGGUCACCCCGACCCCGACGACAGAAACCUCGAUCUCCUCCUCGGUCAUAGUCUCAGACGGGACCACAAGCACUCAGAUUGUCACGAGGACUAUCAUCAAUACACCAUCCCCUACCGACGCAAGCUCCUCGUCCGAGACUAGUGCCGGAUCGAUACAGAGCAGCGAGUCUGACUCUAGCAAUGGAAUAGGCACCCGCGGGACCAUCGCCGUUGCGGUUGUUGUUCCUAUCGCCGCCGUGGCAAUUCUCGUCGCUCUGGGGCUUUGGCUAUGGAGGAAGCGCAAGGCGCGCAAGGAAGCAGCAGAGGAGCGACGGAAGGAGGUCGAGGACUACACUUACAACCCGAACGCCGAUCCUACGAUCCCUGGUUCCGGCGGUGGCGCUGGCUACGAAAUGAAGGAGGACUCUUCCUCUGGUUACCGUGGGUGGGGUUCGACGACCCUAGGCGGCUCGACGGGCCGCAAGGCCUCCACGACCAUGUCCGGCGGCAUGGUCUCCGAUACCCCGUACUCGGACCACCCUUACUCUGAUGGUACUUCACCGACCCGGGCCACGCACCCCGGCGAGCCGCUGAUGCAAGAUGGUCACCACUCUCCCGAAGGCGAAAUUCUCGGUGCUAUGGGCCCGUCCACGGCUAAUAAUCGCGGAGGCAAUGUGCGGCGUGGCCCCUCGAACGCGUCCUCGUCUUAUAGCGCCGGCGCGCCUUCGGACGGGUCCGGAGAAAUCGGCCAGGCCUACGGCGGGGACCAGUACUACGCGCAAUACGACCCUUACACCGAUAACGGUGCCUACAACAGCCCGCCUGGUGGUCAGCCUGUUAUUAGGGAUAAUCCGGCACGACGAAACACGCGCAUUGAGAACCCUUCGCACUUCCCGCAGAAUCAGAGCGCCGGCAUCUCACAAAACUUUUAAUGCUCUUUUUUUGCUGGGGGCCUUUCCGAACCGGUCACCUUGCGCUCAGCCGUGUAUCGGAGGUGGCUGUAGAACCGCCGGGCAUGAGUUCGCAACAAUAGAUACCCUUCUUAACGCCAUCUGCGGACACGUCUACCCACAAUACUGGCUUUAAUACCAUCCUUCGGCGUUUGGACAAAAUAUCACCACCAUCCUUUCUUCCUUUUUUUAUUUUUGACGGCGUUAGAUGGUGCCCUAUUGCAAAGGCUUCCCGUUGUUCUACUUUUGCUCUGGUUGUGUGCAAUCAUAAUGUUUGAGCUCGAUUCGACCUCGCGAAUUACAGUACACGCAUCUGGACAAUGUACGCACAUAUGUCUCUUUACACGCUUGGAGGAUAACCCGGACGAUCACGAGGACGGACCUUCGAAAACAAGACCGAAGCAGCCCAAAACAUGGAGAGAAUGGCUGGAGCACGAGAAGAUCACUGCCAGUCGGAUUGUGGAAAUCAAGUUGAAUUUUGAGGUCCUCGGAGGUCUGGACGAUUUGCUCGGACAGUGUGGCUGUAUGUCUAGAAGGAGGUGGGUAACCAGCAAAGAUGCUGUACAAUAUGGGACCAUGAGUCUUGUUUGAAGGAACUGUUUGUACAUAUCUACGCGCGCACCUGUUGAUGAUGUACUAGAACACGAGGAGGGUGCAGAGAGCGCCCGGGCGCCUCUGAACCCCGACACACGGAAUGUAUGGCCAGGGCUUAGCUAGCAAAGAGCCUAGUCGCUUAUAAAUAGUUCACUCAAGUUCCCCCC